Messenger RNA from Nyctereutes procyonoides (raccoon dog), 2274 nucleotides. It is a transcript of the gene FZD7, whose product is annotated as frizzled class receptor 7. The record is from RefSeq and is a predicted model, not a curated record. Gene Ontology annotation, biological process: canonical Wnt signaling pathway; non-canonical Wnt signaling pathway. Gene Ontology annotation, cellular component: plasma membrane. Lineage: Eukaryota; Metazoa; Chordata; Mammalia; Carnivora; Canidae. The coding region runs from base 77 to 1906 and encodes 609 amino acids. The transcript has 2 exons. Gene Ontology annotation, molecular function: Wnt receptor activity; Wnt-protein binding.
UCCCCGGAUCCAAGCCUCUCGCGGCCGCGUCGUCGCGCUGCUCGGGCUGAGAGCGCCGCCGCACCCGUGGCCGGCGAUGCGGGGCCCCGGCGCGGCCGCGGCGCGCUCGCCCCUGGGCCUGUGCACCCUGGCGCUUGCGCUGCUGGGCGCGCUGCCCGCCGGCGCCGGGGCGCAGCCGUACCACGGCGAGAAGGGCAUCUCGGUGCCGGACCACGGCUUCUGCCAGCCCAUCUCCAUCCCGCUGUGCACGGACAUUGCCUACAACCAGACCAUCCUGCCCAACCUGCUGGGCCACACGAACCAGGAGGACGCGGGCCUCGAGGUGCACCAGUUCUACCCGCUGGUGAAGGUGCAGUGUUCUCCCGAGCUGCGCUUCUUCCUGUGCUCCAUGUACGCGCCCGUGUGCACCGUGCUGGACCAGGCCAUCCCGCCGUGCCGCUCCCUGUGCGAGCGUGCCCGCCAGGGCUGCGAGGCGCUCAUGAACAAGUUCGGCUUUCAGUGGCCCGAGCGGCUGCGCUGUGAGAACUUCCCCGUGCACGGCGCCGGCGAGAUCUGCGUGGGCCAGAACACGUCCGACGGCUCGGGGGGCGCGGGCGGCGGCCCCACGGCCUACCCCACUGCGCCCUACAUGCCGGACCUGCCCUUCACCGCCCUGCCCCCGGGGGCAGCUGACGGCAGGGGCCGCGCUGCCUUCCCGUUCUCGUGCCCCCGCCAGCUCAAGGUGCCCCCCUACCUGGGCUACCGCUUCCUGGGCGAGCGCGACUGCGGCGCCCCGUGCGAGCCGGGCCGAGCCAACGGCCUGAUGUACUUUAAGGAGGAGGAGAGGCGCUUUGCCCGUCUCUGGGUGGGCGUGUGGUCGGUGCUGUGCUGCGCCUCGACGCUCUUCACCGUGCUCACCUACUUGGUGGACAUGCGGCGCUUCAGCUACCCCGAGCGGCCCAUCAUCUUUCUGUCGGGCUGCUACUUCAUGGUGGCCGUGGCGCACGUGGCCGGCUUCCUGCUGGAGGACCGCGCCGUGUGCGUGGAGCGCUUCUCAGACGACGGCUACCGCACGGUGGCGCAGGGCACCAAGAAGGAGGGCUGCACUAUCCUCUUCAUGGUGCUGUACUUCUUCGGCAUGGCCAGCUCCAUCUGGUGGGUCAUCCUGUCGCUCACCUGGUUCCUGGCAGCCGGCAUGAAGUGGGGCCAUGAGGCCAUCGAAGCCAACUCGCAGUACUUCCACCUGGCCGCGUGGGCUGUGCCCGCUGUCAAGACCAUCACCAUCCUGGCCAUGGGCCAGGUGGACGGGGACUUGCUCAGCGGGGUGUGCUACGUGGGCCUGUCCAGCGUGGAUGCGCUGCGGGGCUUCGUGCUGGCGCCCCUGUUCGUCUACCUCUUCAUUGGCACGUCCUUCCUGCUGGCCGGCUUCGUGUCCCUCUUCCGUAUCCGCACCAUCAUGAAGCACGAUGGAACCAAGACCGAGAAGCUGGAGAAGCUCAUGGUGCGCAUCGGCGUCUUCAGCGUGCUCUACACGGUGCCAGCCACCAUCGUCCUGGCCUGCUACUUCUACGAGCAGGCCUUCCGCGAACACUGGGAGCGCACCUGGCUCCUGCAGACGUGCAAGAGCUACGCGGUGCCCUGCCCGCCUGGCCAUUUCCCGCCCAUGAGCCCCGACUUCACUGUCUUCAUGAUCAAGUACCUGAUGACCAUGAUCGUGGGCAUCACCACCGGCUUCUGGAUCUGGUCCGGCAAGACCCUGCAGUCUUGGCGCCGCUUCUACCACAGACUCAGCCACAGCAGCAAGGGGGAGACUGCGGCUUGCUCACAUGGCUGGUGUGUUUUACAAACACACAGAAGGAAAACCAGUGACAGUCCUCACCAGGAGGAGGAAGCCACGCCGCUGCACUCUGUGCAGAGCAUCUUUUAAGAUCCUCCUGGGUUUUGAACAUCACAAUGGCUGUGAGGUCAUCUUAACCUGUGAAGAUUUUGGCAUCAAGGAAGGAAAAAAAUAGCGACUUAAAGGCUCUUUAGGUUUAUCCAGUUUUUGCUCAUAAAGUGACACCUUUUAGGUUAAAGCAUGCCUCUUUUAACACCACACUAAUACCUCCUGUUAAGAAUGUUUGCUUUUAGAGUAGGUCGAAGGCUCCCGAUGGGGUUUUUUGCUCACAAAUUAACUGCUAAAGGCACUUAGACCUUUGUGUGGGGAGAGCUGUGUGACUGCUCCUAUAAAUGUGUCCCCCCUCUUGUCGGAGCUGCCUCGUUCUUCAGGGUGCUCAAAGAUUGAAGAGCCUUGGU